CCCUCAAUAAAAGCCCUUGACACAUCUACCGUCAAAGAUAGUCAAGCUAAUAGAGUUCUUCGCCAAACUUCAGCAUCAAGACUUUGCAACUCUUGUAACUCGCACCAUAAUUUCAAGAAUAGAUUCCCUACUUAUACUCUGUUCUACAUAUUUGUCUUCCAAUUAUCGAAACCACUGAGCAGCAGCCAUGACUAAUCUAUGUCCACGAUGCAGCCAGCUUGGCCUUUCCCACGAGUGUUUCAAGAUUAGCGCCAAUCGCAACAUGGCUCCUUAUGACUUGGGCGUUCAGUCUGUACAAAAAACGCACGAGCGAAUCGACUUUGGGACAAUGACCCAAAUCUGGGACUCAGCGCCAACCUGCAGUCUUUGUGAUCUGAUUCGCCUCAGCGUGAAGGAUCUGCUCCCGGAAGAUCGCCCGAGCGACGUGAGAUGCUACCUUGAUUGGCAGGUUGACGGACGAACUCUCGACAGGGCCGAGUCUCAAGUUAAUUGUACUCGAAGGCUGCGAAUUGGCUGGGAGGCGGAGUGGUCCAAGCAGUAUGAAGCUCAUAUUAUACUAGCUGCGCCAGAGAGCUACGAUAAGUCUGAUGUCGACUACUUAAGUCGUGUGGAUGAUACUUCCCAAUUCCUCGGUCGACGUAUAGGGUCUAAGGUCUGCAAAAAAAACCUUAUUCUGCAAUUUCUCCACCUGUGCGAAAGAGAGCACGAGCAAUGCAAGGAGGUUCUUGGUAUCAAGGACCCGUUUGCGGAGAUUUUGCAAAGGUCAUACUUUGGUGUCAUUGACAUCGAAAAUGCAAUGCUUGUCCCGUUAGAUCAUCAAAAGACCGAAGACGGUAGAUUAUCCUUUGCCCCCUAUGCGGCAGUUAGUUAUGUUUGGGGAACAACCAGCAACCCACUCCACUCGACGCGCAAGGCCAAUAUUAGUCAUCGGCGUAAGUCAGGAGGCCUGGCAGAUGUCAUAAAUUCUUUGCCAGUGGCCCUUAAGCAAAGCAUAGAUCUAGUUCAUGCAAUGGGAAUCCGGUUUAUCUGGAUUGAUAGCUUGUGUAUCGUGCAAGACAGCGGACGCAAUUUCAGCCUCAACGCCAAGGCAAUGCACUCGAUAUAUGGCAAUUCCACUAUUACAAUAUGUGCCGCCGAGGGCAAGGAUGCAACAACUGGUCUCUUGGCCCUUGAUGAGGAUAAAACCGAGCAAGUGACUAAAACUAUUGCCCAAGGGAUCAAUCUCAUGCUUCAUCGACCAUGCGAAGUCAGUAUUAACGCAACGCCAUGGAACAGCCGAGGAUGGACUUUCCAAGAGAGAUUACUCUCCAGGAGGUGCCUCAUAUUUACCGAUCAUCGAAUUUUUUUCCAGUGUCGUUCCACAACCAUAUCGGAAGACAUAUUUCCAGACAAACAGGGGAAGGGGUGGUCGUUGGAGUUAGUUAAUGCGCCUCUUCGAAUGCUUCCACAGCUCAAGACUCAAGCGUUAUUGUUCUACAUGAAAUCUGUAUCCCUAUAUACUAAACGGGUACUUUCUGAACCAUUCGAUAGAUUAGCAGCGUUUAGCGGCAUGUGCAGUCUUAUGCAAGAAACCAUGGGCGCACCCUUCACGUUCGGCCUUCCCAUCUCUCAUUUCGACUUCGCCAUGUUGUGGCAACCAACCGGUAAAUCGAGGACACUGACUAAGCCUCUGAAUAAGGAUGAUGCGAGGUACGAAAACAUAAGAUUCCCGACAUGGUCGUGGUCUGGUUGGGCAGGAGAAAGUGCAGAAUAUAACCGGGACAUGGUCAAGGGGUGCUUGUCUGAUGUACGGCGGUGGCUUAUGAAGCAUACCUGGAUUGACUGGCAUAUUCGAAGUAAAGAUGGUACUCUAAGGCGACUCUGGCAGAAGGAAUGCAAGGAAGAUAGGAGUGAAAUUGCUGAAUGGCGAGGUUACUGCCAUCCGGCCACUACUGUCGCCAUGGCAAACGCCAUUCAUACAAUAGAUGCUGCAAAAGAGGGGGGUGUGGACUCGGAAUCCGUUGCUGUGAAGGCGAAUGGGGUCUUACUAGCCCCAACUGGUCAAGGCCGGGGGGCUGCGAACAUAGUCAACGGAGCAAAAGGAUGGGGAAAUGGGGCAUCUUUACACCGGAGGCCAAGAGACCAACGAUGCGUCGAUCAUUUUGGCCGCUCUAUUCGAGACAACGUGUGGAACGUCUCUCACAAUACCACGUUCUCACUGACACUCCCAGAGGACCCUUAUCGCGUUUGUACAAGAGAGAACAACGAAUCGCCGACCUCCACGCAAGAUCAGCCACUUUUGCAGUUCUUCACUUGGCGCAAGGAAUUUAGUCUCGUCCGGGACAAUGCUGCGACAAAUAAUGCUGAUUCCCAACAGUCUCACAGUCAACAAAGUACUGAAUCUCGGCGUCGCAGCCCGAUAAAUAAUGGCACCGGUACAGCAGAGCCCUUGAGCCAAUGCCAUAUAGCGCACCGCACUGGCGACAAGUGCGGGUCGAUUAAGGUUGAUGCGGAGUGGCUUAGGAAGAAUAAGCAGACAAGGUUUGAAUUCAUUGCCAUUUCGGAAGCCAAGUCAUUUACCGACGAGGAAUUCCCUCACUGGACGUUCUACAUACCCUGGGAGAAGAACGAAUGUGACUGGGAGGUGUACUUUGUGUUGUUGGUGGAAUACGACGAAACAGAAGGCAUUUACCGACGCGUUGCUCUGGGUAAGGUUUUCAAAGCUGCAUUUAGACACACGCAAGAUGAGUGGAAGGAGAUCAUUCUGGGAUAGGUCAUGAUCAUAUAUCUGUCAUCCAGGAAUUGAUACAUGUUAUGCAUUACGACCUAGCUUUACUCCGCGGGCACCCACUCCUGACAGAUUGCUUGGGGAGGAGAGAGUCAUAGUCAGCACGACUCAUCGAAACUGUUGAUUAGAAACAAAUUCAAUGUCUCUUUGAGGUUGUAAUGAAAGCCCAUUCUAGAACAUUCAGAGUUGUGUCAGAUUGAAACAUUUAUAUUUGUCUUUUGAAAAUAAGUGUUGAAAGAAUUUCCGCCCCCUAUCUCCAACCUACCAGGCACAACGGCAUAAGAGAGAUAUGCAAAAGUCUUUCAAUCUCUUUGUCACUUAC
Molecule: messenger RNA, 3089 nt
Organism: Xylaria bambusicola
Lineage: Eukaryota; Fungi; Ascomycota; Sordariomycetes; Xylariales; Xylariaceae
Product: heterokaryon incompatibility protein-domain-containing protein
Exons: 1
Coding region: 188-2752 (854 amino acids)
Source: RefSeq, a predicted model, not a curated record